Molecule: messenger RNA, 2334 nt
Organism: Cladocopium goreaui
Lineage: Eukaryota; Dinophyceae; Suessiales; Symbiodiniaceae
Source: the annotation of a GenBank genome assembly
AUGCCUUCAGACAAUCCCAAAGAGCCACUUGAGAAGCAGAGAGGGCUUCUUAUCCAUUCUGACUACAUAGGCAGGUUCUUGGAUCCUAAUAAUCCAAAGACGGCCGAAGUCAGGAACUUUGCGUGCAGGGUGUUGAAACCCAACCAUGAGUUCUACUUGGUGGAGUCAGGGCUGAAAGAUUCCAAUCGACGUGGUGUGUGGAGAAUUUGGGCCAAGGCCAUGUUCACAGGCAACACCUUUGUGACGCACGAAAAUCUUGAGGAACACUUCUCUCAACAUCGUUUGACACGGAAGGAAUAUGAUUCCCUCAGCAGCAAAUGGUCCACGGACAAAGGUGGAUUCACCAUGUGGGGAGUGAAGAUCAUAGAGACAAUGGUCAAGACGCCGAUGUAUGUUGCUGCGAAGGGUGGUGAGGACUCAGGAAGCCCUUCUGUCGCAAAACGUGGUCGGGACAGUCGUAAGCCCCCUGGUGCCCUUGGAGACAUCACCAAUUUCGUCCAUGUGAAGGAGAAGACCCCACCAAAGACUGUGCCAGAUGACACUGAGGAGAAGCCGAUGAGAUUUGAACGCCAAGAGCAUGAAGAUGCCAAGAACAAACAAGUUGAUGACUUUGACACCCUAUCUGACGCAUUGGCAGCUACGAUGACUGAUUGCUACCCAGACCUAUUUCCCGAUGAUGCUCGACGAGAAUGCACCGGUCAUGAUGCUGCAUCAGUGAUAGGUUUGCGUUUGGACACAGCAGCACUUGAGAAAUCUGAGGGCCAACCCGGGAACUUUGAGGUGUCAGAUAACCAAGUUCAAGCUGGUCCUCAUGCUCAUGCUCCAGACCCAGCGGUUCCAGGUGGUGAUGACCCCGGUGUGGCAGUGAGUUCUGGGAAGGGUGUUGACAAAGGCAGUGCAACCCAGCAGCAACAUCACCAACCCGGCCAACUUGGUUCUGGUGCUGAUAUGGGAUUUUUUGGUGGUAUCAGCGAUGACGAUGCUGCGGCUGCGGCUGCCCCAACAUUGCUGGACCCUUCGCAAGCCACGGCCCCUGCUUCUUUUGCUGAGAUUGCCGUCAAUCGCACUAUCCCUGUGCCUGCCGCCAAUACACCUGAACCUGAACCUGACAAUUUCGUCAAGGGGCUGUCACAUGUUAGGCGCAAGGUUUCCAACAUGAAGGAGAACUUUGAGUUCUUCAAGCAUGCUGUGGAUGAGGUGUGUUCUGAUGGUGAGCCGAUUCGAUCAUCAUUCCGAGAUGGUUUCAAGCUCACAGACAAUGACUUUUUGGACCCAGCGGAGUUGCAAGCAGGAAUCAGCAACCUUUCAAUCUCUACAUCCUACUCGGGUGUUGGGGCGCCAGAAGUAUGUGCACACUUGCCCAAGAACGAGGUGGAAUCCAAGUUAGGUCACAAGAUAUCAUCUCCCGAAAUCUACUUUCAGAUGGAAUAUGAUGAGGCAUGCCGCAGUGAACUUUCUUUGCUGGACAAGGUGACAGAUCCUGAACAAUCUACUUGUUUGUUUGGUGAUCUAUGUGACUUCUACGUGGAUUCACUUCAGGAUGUCGUGAAACAUUUGAUGCAGAAGCCAGAUCUGGCUCUGGAGAUUCUUGCAAAGAUGAUCACAACAGGAGAAGCAGUGAAAUCUUCUGCCUAUUGCUACAAGCACAAGAAGGUCUGCGAACUGAGAAUGGCUCUGCUUCAGCUGGCAGGCACAUCCUGCACAGCCUAUGCCCCUUGUGGCAACCAGAAGGGCAUCCAGGAUUCUACGAUUCUGGCCUUUCUUGCCUGGUGCGCCUUGAGGGUUUUGCUACAGGAGCCGCUCAUAUUGCACGAAAACUCGGAUCGAUUUCCCAUUGAGCUACUGUUCCGUUUGUUGGGCCAUUUGUAUCACAUUGACUCAACCAUUGUCGAAGCUUUGAAAUAUGGAGGUGGUGUGCGCAGAAAGCGAAGGCUCACCAGGUUGAUCCACAAGGGCAAGGUUCUCUCGAUGGACAACCCGGGGUUCCUUCGUUUUGAUGAACGGUUCCACAGGGAUUGCCACAUGGCAUGGAAGGCUUACUACUGCCAGCACUUGAUGGACGACUCAACAUCUAAGGCAGAGUUGGAGGAAGACAUGAAGUGGAGUGCAUCCAGGGCUGCUGUGGUUCGAUAUCGUGCAAGCAGUGCAAGCACAAGUGUGGCGAUGAUGAUGAUGCCACCAGAGCACGAUCCUAUGGCAGAUGGCUCAGCGGGAGAGAAGCUCUUUUGGCCCAAGCAUUUCCUGUUCACCCCGAACUACACAAGGACUUGUGCAAGCACCAUCUUUGCCUAUCAGGGGACUUCAUGCGAUACGAAAGGGAUUGAAGCGCAAUGA